GUGGGCAGACGCCAUUUUGGCCCCAGAGGUGUUUCUGGGAAGUAGAUCGCCGAACCGCACGCCUGCUGGCCUGCCGGGUACGGCCUCUGGUGCCGCGGCUUUUAGUGUUUGCGACUGCUGCUGCUGCGGUUUUAUUCUCCUCAUCCUCGAAACCCUCUAGUUGAGCGGGAGCCUCUGAGCACUGGGCCGCGCCAUUGGGGUUCACCCCGCCAGGAAGGAGGUGACGGGGGCGGCGCGGGGCGCGGACACUCCCCGCCGAGAGCCCGCCUGCCAUGGAUUCGGAAUAUUACAGCGGCGACCAGUCAGCAGAUGAUGGUGGCGCUACCCCAGUACAGGAUGAACGGGAUUCAGGGUCAGACGUUGAGGAUGAUGUAAAUGAGCAACACUCUGGAUCAGACACUGGAAGUGUAGAACGUCAUUCAGAGAAUGAACCUAGUGAUCGAGAGGAUGGCCUCAACAAAAGUCAUCAUGUGACGGAUUCUGAGAAUGAUGACCCCUCAAACCUUAAUGCCAGUGACUCUGAAAGUGAGGAGCUUCAAAGGCAAAAGGACAGUGACUCUGAAUCUGAGGAGCAUGCAGAGCCUGUUGCAAGUGAUUCUGAAAAUGAGGACACUCAUCAGCGUGCGAGUGACUCUGAGAGUGAGGAGACCAGGAAGCUACCUGUCAGUGAUUCGGAAAAUGAGGACCUUCUUAAUGGGCACGCAACUGAUUCAGAAAAUGAAGAUGUUAGAAAGCAUCCUGCCAGUGAUUCAGAGAUGGAAGAGCUCCCCAAAAGUCCUGCUAGUGACUCUGAAACAGAGGAUGUUCUAAAACCUCAAAUCAGUGACUCCGAGAGUGAGGAGCCCCCACAGCACCAGGCCAGUGAUUCCGAAAAUGAGGAGCUUCCCAAGCCUAGAAUUAGUGAUUCGGAAAGUGAGGAGCUUCCUAAGCCUCGGGUCAGUGACUCGGAGAGUGAGGAGCCUCAGAGGACUCAGGCCAGCGACUCGGAAAAUGAGGAGCUUCCCAAACCCCGUGUCAGUGACUCAGAAAGUGAGGACCCACCGCGGCACCAAGCCAGCGACUCAGAAAAUGAGGAGCUUCCCAAACCCCGUGUCAGUGACUCGGAAAGUGAGGGACCCCCACGGCACCAAGGCAGCGACUCAGAAAAUGAGGAGCUCCCCAAACCCCGUGUCAGUGACUCGGAAAGUGAGGACCCCCCAAGGAACCAGGCCAGUGAUUCAGAAAACGAGGAGCUUCCCAAGCCCCGAGUCAGUGACUCUGAGAGCGAGGAGCCUCAGAAGGGACCUGCCAGUGAUUCCGAAACUGAGGAUGCCUCCAGGCACAAACAGAAGCCAGAGUCGGAUGAGGACAGCGAUGGGGAGAACAAGGGAGAGGAUGCAGAAAUGCAGAAGGACUCCUUUCGUUCAGAUAGCCAUAUAGACAGAAAAAGGAUCCAGAGUUCAGACAGUGAGGAGGAGGAACCCAAAAGGCCAAAAAUUGACAGUGAUGAAGAUGAAGAAAAAGUCGGGGAAGAGGAGAAAGUAGCAAAGCGAAAAGCUGCUGUGCUUUCUGACAGUGAAGAUGAAGAGAAAGCAUCAGCGAAGAAGAGUCGGGUUGUCUCUGACGCAGAUGACUCUGACAGUGAUGUUGUAUCAGAUAAACCAGGCAAGAGAGAGAAGACUCUAGCUUCUGACAGUGAAGAAGAAGCAGGAAAAGAAGAAUUGUCUGAUAAGAAGAACGAAGAGAAGGAUCUGUUUGGGAGUGAUAGUGAGUCGGGGAACGAAGAAGAAAAUCUUAUUGCAGACAUAUUUGGAGAAUCUGGUGAUGAAGAGGAAGAAGAAUUUACAGGUUUUAACCAAGAAGAUUUGGAAGAGGAAAAAAGUGAAACCCAGGUAAAAGAAGCAGAAGAUUCAGAUUCUGAUGAUAACAUAAAGAGAGGAAAACAUAUGGACUUUCUGUCGGAUUUCGAGAUGAUGUUGCAGCGGAAGAAGAGCAUGAGCGGCAAGCGCAGACGGAACCGUGAUGGCGGUACUUUCAUCAGUGACGCCGAUGACGUAGUGAGUGCCAUGAUCGUCAAGAUGAAUGAAGCUGCUGAGGAAGACAGACAGUUGAAUAAUCAAAAAAAGCCAGCACUGAAAAAAUUAACAUUAUUGCCGACUGUGGUCAUGCACCUUAAGAAGCAAGACCUUAAAGAAACAUUUAUUGACAGCGGUGUGAUGUCUGCCAUCAAAGAAUGGCUCUCCCCUCUACCGGAUAGGAGUUUGCCAGCACUAAAGAUUCGAGAGGAGCUGUUGAAGAUUCUACAAGAGCUACCUAGUGUGAGCCAGGAGACCCUGAAGCAUAGUGGGAUUGGACGAGCAGUGAUGUAUCUCUAUAAACACCCCAAGGAAUCAAGGUCCAACAAGGAUAUGGCAGGGAAAUUAAUCAAUGAAUGGUCUCGGCCCAUAUUUGGUCUUACCUCAAACUACAAAGGUAUGACAAGAGAAGAAAGAGAGCAGAGAGAUCUAGAACAAAUGCCUCAACGACGGAGAAUGAACAGCACUGGUGGCCAGACACCCCGAAGAGACCUGGAAAAGGUGCUGACAGGAGAAGAAAAAGCUCUCAGACCUGGAGAUCCUGGAUUCUGUGCCCGUGCGAGGGUCCCCAUGCCCUCAAACAAGGACUACGUUGUCAGACCUAAGUGGAAUGUGGAAAUGGAGUCAUCCAGGAUCUCAGGCUUUAUGUGCUGGGCAGACAAGCAAGGAAGACAUCGUGAGCAGAAGAAGCAAUGUAUCACAAGGAUUGGAACUCCCCCAGGUGUAUCCAGGAAACUACAAUGAUUCCAGGAAAUGUGAGACAAGAUGAGUGGCUUCCACAACCCCACCUGGAUUCACAGCCACAGUGAGCUCCCUUAUCCAUCAAAUGUGACUGGAAGCUUGAUAUGGACCCAUUUCAGCCCAGCCGUGCCUGCAGCUCACAGCACUCGCUAAGUGUCCAGGUGAAUCUGGCCAGGUCUCCUGACCAUCACCCCUGCGAGAGGCCUUCCUUCUCUUCAGAGUGGUAGCUAGCACAAAGCACCUUGGCCGAGUGCCCAUGUGCACACAGGAGGACCCAGGGGAGAGGGCCAAGGUCAGACGGAGAGCCCCAGCCACUCACUAUCUUUGUUCUCCCCUCCUUGGUCAGCAGUGUCCCAGGUUCUGGUUGGGAAAGCAGAGGGGAAGAAUGACUUUGCCUCAGACCGCCUCCCAGCUCAGGCAGUGUAGGGCCAUGCGUUAUUGAGGUGGGACUCUUCAUGGUGGUUUUCUUGUCAUUCAGGAAUUGUCAUUCAUCUCAUUCAGGAAUUUGUUGAGAUCACUUUCAGUGGAGGAACGGGAACAAGGAUGGAUGUGUCAAGAGAGGGUGCUUUGGGGUCAUAUGACCCCAAGUCCUAUUCCCCUUUUGCCACCUAUGGGCUAUGUGGUCUAGGGCAAAAGUCACUUUAGCUCACUAAGCUUUGGUUUCCUCCUCCUGAGGGCAUCGAUGCCCACUGCACAGAGAGGUCAUAGGGGCGCAAGUGCUCAGAAGGAUGCCCAGCACACAGUAGGUAGCUUAAUAGGUAGGGCUACCUCAUUGUGAUUUUUCAGUUUCCUCUGUGUUUCAGUCUCACUGCUUAAUUUAACAUUGGAUUUGGUGAUAUGUGGCUUCACAUUUCCUUUACCUCAGCUAGCAGCUGAGGAUUACGUGCUCAGGCUCUGGAGUUUGCCCAGACCUAGUCUCAAAUCCUGACUCCUCCAGCACACUCACUGUUUGACUUCACCUGAGUAACUCUACCGAUUGGUCCCUGUGGGGAUGAUGGUGGCGCACCCCACCCCCUUGUAGAGAGGUUGUUAGAAGGAAAUAGGAUUGUGCAUGGGCAUUGCUUGGUACAUGGGAAAUGCUCAAGUAUCGGUGUUCAUCUUGUGAAUAUUGCCACCCUGAGAAGGCACAUUCUUAUUCCAAAAUUGGGCACUUGCCAUUGUUCAAACUAUUCAACAAAUCUUGACAUUAGCUUCUGAGUCCUUUGAAUGCCCAUAAUGGUAAGAAACUUUCAAGAAAGAGCAGGUUUGGGGGAAGACUGAGAAGGUAUUCAGAGGCAAAUCUGCUGAUUGACAUGGCUGGUGAAUUAAGAUAAUUAUCUUUCCAGUCAAAAACAUUGUGUUUCUUGUAACCCAUGCAAAUGCAUGCACAAGAGGCCUUCCAGCAGUGUGGGCAGAGGCCUCCAGAGGCGCGACUUGGUUCAUUACCACUCACUCGUUACUGUUAUUUUUUAAUUGGAAAGUGAAACCUGCCCAUGCUUAAAAAAGAAACAUCUCAAAGAAUAAAAGUGAAAAAAAUCUCCCUACCACACAGAGGCAGUCUACAGUUUCCAAUUCUCCUCAAGGAGAGUGGAAUGUGGCUAUAUAUGGUCCCUUUCAAAACAGCAAAUGGGGGCCCAGCAGGCACACUGUUCUGCACCUUUUUCUUCCCUCUCAUGAAGCUCUCCUGAGGGUAUGGCUUUCAAGGACUUCCCUCUACAGAGAGGCACAGACUAUUGAAGAAAUGCCCAGGGAAGGCCUUUGGGACUCCCCAGAUUCUUAAACACUGUGGUGGCCGGUAACUGGCCCUGCUCCUUGCUCUGACGUGCCUAUUUGUCAGCUCUCUCACUUUAAAUCAUUUUCCAUUCACUUCCUUAGCCAGCGCUAAUAGUUGGACUUCUGGAGGGAGAGAGAGGGAGGAAGGGAAGGAGAGAGGGAGAAGAUAAAUUGAGG
Messenger RNA from Leopardus geoffroyi (Geoffroy's cat), 4724 nucleotides. It is a transcript of the gene IWS1, whose product is annotated as interacts with SUPT6H, CTD assembly factor 1. The transcript is spliced from 15 exons. Gene Ontology annotation, cellular component: nucleus. The record is from RefSeq and is a predicted model, not a curated record. The coding region runs from base 273 to 2798 and encodes 841 amino acids. Lineage: Eukaryota; Metazoa; Chordata; Mammalia; Carnivora; Felidae. Gene Ontology annotation, biological process: poly(A)+ mRNA export from nucleus.